Molecule: messenger RNA, 1116 nt
Organism: Babesia bigemina
Lineage: Eukaryota; Apicomplexa; Aconoidasida; Piroplasmida; Babesiidae
Product: membrane protein, putative
Exons: 1
Coding region: 1-1116 (371 amino acids)
Source: RefSeq, a predicted model, not a curated record
AUGGCUGCUUUCAACAAGGCUAACGGUAUUUACAGCGCCAAGCUUGGCCUGUACAUGUACGCUCUGGCUCUUCAGAUGGCCCUUGGCUACUGUAUGCUUCUGUGCUCCCCCAACAAGCUUAACAUCAGCGCUAUCGUUGCUUCCCGCCAACUCAGUGACAUCAGGGACAUUGGCUUCGACGUUCUCCAGGGUGCUGGUGCUGUUCACGUUGUCUUGGCUGUUCUCACUUUCGGCUUCCUCAUCUUGACGCACUUCGUCACCAUCUGCUUCAAGAUCCCCAUGCUGGUCCUGACCGUCGUCCAGACUGCUUACUGCAGUGCUACUGCCUCCAUUUGCGCCGUCUACUUGCAGAAGGGUAACAGCUUCAUCAACAAGACCUUCCAGAUUUUCGCCAAGACUGUUGUCGGCGUCGUCGACCCGAAGUUGAACGACCUCUUGGUCGAGAACCGCAACUUCCUCUUCCUCAUUGGUCUGCUUUCUGUGAUUGCGGCCUCCCUCUUCCACAAGGCCCAGAUGGUCAAGGGUACCGACAGCGCCACUCAGGUUAUGGUUGUUGUUCCCUCCAUCAGUCUCGGUUUGGGUAUUGCCUUCGCUCUUUGCGCUCCUUGCUGCGGCUACAGGACCUUCAGCUUGGGUCUCCUCUGGUCUUUGACCUGCAUUGUCGGUGAUGUCAUCAGCUCUGUCAGCAGGUUCUUCUGCUUCAAGCCCCUCAAGAUUAUCAUGUUGGCUGUUCACGCGCUCAUUGUCCUCCUCUCCGUCGUCACCAUUGGUGUCUGCACCACCAUCUACACUGGUGGCAAGAUUGACUACUCCGGAUACCUUGCCAUCCUUCACGGUGAGGUCCAGAAGCUCGGCGACACCGGUCACGCCCUUGCCAACUACCAGAACGUCACCAGCUACUUGCAGAAGAUCACCGACUCUUACUCCGACGAGACCCUCAACUUGUUGAUGGGCAACGGUGUUUACUUCAUUGUCAUCGUCGUUCUGUCCAUCGUCUGCCUGCUCUUCGGCAUUCUCUCGCUGUUGUACUCUGUCUUCAGGUUUUUCGACAGGUCUCGUGACUCCGUCGAGUCCGACGCUGCCAACACACAGGGCAUGAAGAUCGUCGUCUCUUAA